UUCGUAACCCCAAAAUUACAUCCGUUGAACAAAUAAAAACUUCAUAUAUCUCCCAAAAUUACAUCCUCACCAGCUACGUACGGCGCAAUGCUUCCACAGUUACUCAGCCCAGCCUACUUAUAUGGCGGUUACCUCCGCCGCGCUUUCACCUCUUCCGGACUCUCGUCCCAGACAAUCGGCAUCGACAGCGAAACCACAAUUCACUUCUGGGGUCCCAGGACUCCCAAAACCGACCAGACUCAGAACAGCACCGGUCAGAAACCCUCCCUGGUUUUGAUCCACGGGUUCGGUCCAAUGGCGCUCUGGCAGUGGCGCCAGCAGGUCCAGUUCUUCUCCCAUCACUUCGACGUCUACGUCCCCGACCUAGUCUUCUUCGGUGGUUCCACGACCCGUUCCUCUGAGAGAAGCGAGAUCUUUCAGGCGGUUUCGGUUGGAAAACUGCUGGAGAGGUUGGGGGUACAGAGGUUUUACGUGGUGGGAACGAGCUAUGGUGGGAUUGUGGCGUAUCACAUGGCGAGGAUAUGGCCGGAGAAAGUGGAAAAGGUUGUGAUUGCAAGCUCUGGAGUUAAUAUGAGACGAAGAGACAACGAGGGCUUGUUGAAAAGGGCCAAUUUGGAGAAGAUUGAGGAACUUAUGUUGCCGGCCACGGCGGAACAGUUACGAACGUUGCUUUCAUUGUCCGUCUCAAAGCGUUUCCACCUGUUGCCGGACUUUUUCCUUAACGACUUUCUACACAAAUUGUACUCCCAAAACAGGAAGGAAAAGAUGGAACUCCUGAAGGGACUAACGCUUGGAAGAGAUGACAAAGCAAACAUUUCUCCUCUCUUGCAGGAGGUAUUGAUUGUAUGGGGAGACUGCGACAAGAUAUUUCCCUUAGAGAUGGCAACUGAGCUAAAAGUGCUUCUUGGGGGAAAGACAAGAUUAGAAGUGAUAAAGAACACAUCGCAUGUUCCCCAGAUCGAGUGUCCGGGACAGUUCAACAACGUUAUCAGAUGUUUCUUAACUGGGUCCUCAUAAUUAUCUCGAUUGUUAUCUAUUUAAAAAUUCAAUGUUAGAUGUCAAUAGACUAUGACAUAAUGGAUUUUAUGCGUAAUUCAUGUUUUUGCUUUCUGUAUUAAAUCUGUUUAUGAUAUUCAUUGAGUUUUGAUUUUUCA
Molecule: messenger RNA, 1154 nt
Organism: Juglans microcarpa x Juglans regia
Lineage: Eukaryota; Viridiplantae; Streptophyta; Magnoliopsida; Fagales; Juglandaceae
Product: 4,5:9,10-diseco-3-hydroxy-5,9,17-trioxoandrosta-1(10),2-diene-4-oate hydrolase-like
Exons: 4
Coding region: 88-1017 (309 amino acids)
Source: RefSeq, a predicted model, not a curated record